Molecule: messenger RNA, 1267 nt
Organism: Arabidopsis lyrata subsp. lyrata
Lineage: Eukaryota; Viridiplantae; Streptophyta; Magnoliopsida; Brassicales; Brassicaceae
Product: 2-oxoglutarate-Fe(II) type oxidoreductase
Exons: 11
Coding region: 72-1067 (331 amino acids)
Source: RefSeq, a predicted model, not a curated record
AUAAGAUAAGCUAAACAAGGACAAAACUUGUAUAUUUCCUAUCCAAAGAAAGACUAGCGAGUGAUAGAGAAAUGGAGAAUAAAACUGAGGAAGAUAAGGUAUCAAUCAUCAAAGUUUCUGCCCUUACUUGCAUAGAUCUCGACAACUCCAAUCUUCAUCAAUCAGCUGUUUUACUCAAGCAGGCAUGUCUCGAUAGUGGAUUUUUCUAUGUCAUUAAUCAUGGUAUAAGCGAGGAACUGAAGGACGAGGCUUUUGAACAGAGCAAGAAGUUUUUUGCUCUUCCUUUGGAGGAGAAAAUGAAAGUCUUGAGAAAUGAAAAGUAUCGAGGCUAUGCACCAUUUCACGAUUCUCUCUUAGACCCUAAAAACCAAUUCCGAGGGGACUACAAAGAGGGUUUUACCAUUGGGUUCGAAGGUGGCAAAGAUGGUCCCCAUGGGGAUAAACCAUUCCAUAGCCCCAACAUUUGGCCUAACUCUGACGUUUUGCCCGGAUGGCGGGAGACCAUGGAGAAAUAUUAUCAAGAAGCAUUGAGGGUUUGUAAGUCUAUUGCGAGAAUAAUGGCUUUGGCGCUCGACUUGGAUGUGGAUUAUUUCAAUACACCGGAGAUGCUGGGAAAUCCAAUUGCAGAUAUGGUCUUGUUUCACUAUGAAGGGAAGUCUGAUCCCUCGAAAGGAAUAUAUGCAUGUGGAGCACAUUCUGAUUUCGGAAUGAUGUCUCUCUUAGCAACUGAUGGUGUAAUGGGACUUCAGAUUUGCAAGGAUAAAGACGUGAUGCCUCAAAAGUGGGAAUAUAUUCCAUCACUUAAAGGAGCCUAUAUUGUGAAUCUUGGUGAUCUGCUGGAGCGUUGGAAUAAUGGCUAUUUCAAGUCUACAUUACAUCGGGUACUUGGGAAUGGGCAAGACCGAUAUUCUAUUCCAUUCUUCCUGAAACCGAGUCAUGACUGUAUAAUAGAGUGUCUUCCUAACUGCCAGUCCGAAAACAACCUUCCCAAAUAUAUUAUAUAUAUCCAGCGAUCAAAUGUUCAACGUACAUCUCCCCACGUUACAAAGCAGCACAUGCACACCUAAAACAGACCUAGGUGAAGUAUGGUCCAUGUGUACCACGCCCUAAAGUCCCAUGUUAUGAAUGCCUUCGUUUUCCAAUUGGUUUGUUGUUAAAAUUUCUAUUGUAUUUGGAUUUCUCACCACGAUUUAUAUCUAUUUGAUGGAGACCUAUUCAACUAAUAAAGAUCACCAUUUAAGUGAUUACAAAGAAGAGUUUGAAUUUC